CGAAAGAACACCAUCUCUGAGUGCUGCCGGGCCUCGACUGGUGCUCGAAAAAGGGAUUUUCUAUUGUGCCCUUGCACUCGUUGACAUCUUUGUUCAAGCGCUCAGGAACCUUGCGCGGCGUGGCCCGUUCCUUGGACGUUGAAACCACGCUAGACCCAUCCGGGGCGAACCCGCCUCAUCAGCAGUACUCCGUACGACUCCCUCCCUCUGCUGCCCGUCUGACCUCCACCACCACAAACAACACAAAGAAGAGGUACCACGUUUCUGCCUCCGCAAUCCACAGUCGCUCGUUACCUUUCCUUUCUUUCAGCAUACGCUCUUUCGGUGGAGUCUCGCCCCUGGGCUCCGAAGGCCGGCCCCCCUUCGACCACCUCCAGUCCAUCGCCUUCAGCCAACAGCCACGAACGUCGCACAGCAGCCCCCAAGUCCCUUCGAGACCCGCUCGCCCACGACAUUCAGACCCGGGCCAGCGUCCUCCACUAGCGGCAACAUGGCGUCCAUUUCCCGUAGAGACGUCGACAACGUCCUGCGAACCAUAUUCAAACGAUGUGUCGAUUGCGAGGCCGGGCAGCGCCCCUCUUGCGCCGCCAUCACUUGCAAACCCGACGAAAUGUGCAUUCAGGUACCGCGGAAUUGCGACAGUUGCGCCAUGGUCAAGUGCGUUCCGCAGAGCGCCGAUCCAACGAGCGGAAAUUCCAAUCCCUCCUCUGGCCCGAAUGUUGGGGCAAUAGCCGGAGGUGUUGUUGGAGGUGUGGCCUUUGUUGCUGUGCUCACAUUCAUCAUUUGGAAAUUCUGCUUGAAGGGCCGUCGGCGGACAUAUGACGAAGCAGAUUGGCAAGAGGUGGACGCAUCAAACCAGGAGAAGAUCGAACAUGACUUCGCAUCCAGGCGCAACACGCGGGCAUCGACACAUACCGUGGCCUCCAUGGCCUCAUCCGUUCUCACACGGGCGUCCAACAUCAUCCAGAUUGCGUAUAUCCCGGGUGUAACAAACCGCUCAGGGCCUGGAUCGCCUGACCUCCUUGUACCGCCCGUUCCCCCCAUUCCUGCCAUGUCUCCCUCUACGGGCCUCAACAGCCCGUAUUCCACUUCGGAACAGCACUUCUUCCUACCCGAUUUCCGAGACUCCAUGGCCUCCACUUCCACCGACGUCCGUAGCAGCUACGCGCGUACGAGCAUUGCACCCAGCCUGGCACGCGCUAGCGUCGCUUCAACUGUAUAUCGCCAGAACGCUAUCGUGUCGCCGCUACCGGCUCAAACUAUUGUACGCGGCAAAGCAGCCGUUGUCAGUGUCAAAUCCAGCGGCUCCAACAGCCCCGCAGAGACUCCCGGUCUGGGCACCCCGCCAGUACCGCAGAUUGACCCCAAGCACACUGCGCAGCCCGUUCGUAUUCAGAUACCGCAUAGCUCUACAUCUCCCAGUCCUCAAAACUCUGUCAGGAGUACUGCAACCCUCGGUCCUGUUCGGGCGCUCACCAUCACGAAGAAGAAGGCUACCCCCGAGACGACACCACCGCGAAGUUCAGAAGCAUCAGCCACCAGCGACAGUACUGUCACGCCGACAGAGACACUCGUGCCGACAGUACGGCCAUUGACAGAGGUGUCUCUUGCCUCGACCGACGAUGGACUUGCACACGCACGUGCUCGUCGGGGUGACGACGUCGACUCUGACUCUGAUGAGGAUGAUGACGAGCACUCUCGUGCACGACGAAGUCUCCUGCGCAGCUCCGACAUCACCGAUAUCCAGGACACACCUACCUCAGCGCAGAGCCCGUUUUCAGACAGGUCGGCGAUCGAGUAUCAGCAACGCCCGGCAGAGGUUCGCCGCCAUACCUCCACUUCCAGCACCGCUCUUCGCCCGCCCAUGACGCCCAUCGCCGAGGAGUCAUCCAAGCGUACGAGCAGCGCAUCGAAACGUGCAACAAGUCCCUUCUCAGACGACCAUCGGAGCGAUCUAUGA
Molecule: messenger RNA, 1960 nt
Organism: Westerdykella ornata
Lineage: Eukaryota; Fungi; Ascomycota; Dothideomycetes; Pleosporales; Sporormiaceae
Exons: 2
Coding region: 491-1960 (489 amino acids)
Source: RefSeq, a predicted model, not a curated record